AUGAAAGUACACGUCAAGAGUUUCCUAGCAAAACGAGGUGUAAGACCACCUGAGGAAGAAACUCUAGAACAAAAUAGAACAACAUUAUCUGAUGCAGGUUAUACAGUGAAGGAUCCGAGUAGGAAUAGAAAGGAGAAAUUUGCAGCCUACGGGCAGUUUGCAAAGGAUAAAAAUCCCCAUAAGUUUUAUGCCCCUCCUGGUUACGAGGAUGUAGCUCUUCAACGUCAACAGGAUGAAGCAGACGAAAGACAAGGAGCUCAAAAUGAAAGAGAUGCAUAUGAACGAGCAAAGAGAGAUGCAGCAAAGUUGAAGGAAGAAAAGAAACAAGAGAAAAAGAAAAGAGGUCUAUUUGGGAGAAAGAAAUCAAAGAAGGACGGCAUUGAGGAUUCUGAUUCAAAUGCUGGCGCUGGCGCUGCCACUGCCACUUAUGAUCCAUAUGCUGCGAUAACUAAACCAGUGAGCCAAUCCCCAGAUCCAUAUGGAAUGAAUAAUAAUUCUAACCUUGACGAAUAUAAUAACACAAUGAGACAACCUCACUCCAGAGCGUCAUCCAUGGACCCACAUAGUUCAACAGGCAACAUGCUGCAGCCCGUAGAUCCAUAUGGAUCCUCAUCUAGAACAAGAGAUCCGUAUAGUAAUGGAGGUUCGCAAAACACAGAUCCUUACGGUUCUUCUCAAAUUAGAGACGCCUAUGGUUCCUCUCAAAAUGUGAAUGCAUAUGGCACAUCUAAGAGUACAAGUCCAUACGAUUCAACUCAAAACUCAGAUCCAUACGGUACUCCGCAGCGCAGUAACCAAUAUACAAGCGCUGUACCGUCAUCAAAUAGUAGAAGUCAAACACCUAGUUCCAACCCAUACUCGACCAACGCCAAUAAUGAUAAUAGUAACUCCAUGAAUAAUGACCCAUAUUCAAGUUACACCACUAAUAAUAACGAUAGCUACGGUAAAUCUCCAUAUCAAACCAAUAAUGGAGACACCGGCAGAGGCCAAAUUAAUAGUGCCUACAACAGAGCUGCUCAACCUGAUCCUACCGAUGACCUGAAUUUUUCAACUCCUGGUAACACAUCCAGAUCAACCCCUUAUAAAGAAAGUCGUUCUCCGAUGUAUUCACGUAAUAACACACCUGAGGUAUCAACCGGUAGUUCAGGUCCUAUAGCUUCAUCUACUAGAGAUGUAAGGACAUCGAGAGGUUCCGAACUCAAGAACUAUAAUAGUUAUACUGUACCAACGGAUGGCAGACAACCUAAGGCAUCUGCACCAUCCGCAAGCAGCAACCCAUACGCAUCAUUAAGAAACGACAGUUAUAACACCACAGGUGCGAAGUCUUCUGCUAACCCAUAUGGUUCCAUGAAUAACGGUGCGAACUAUAAUACUAGAAAAUCUUCAAACCCAUAUGCCAAUGCUGCUAUGACAGCCCCAACUUCAAGGAUUAAGGCACCGAUACAUCGUACAUCCACAAAUAUAACUACUGAUUUAAAUGCAACACCAUCUAUUAUGGGAGGUGCUAGCGCUGUUGGUGUGCCGACAAUAGCAUCCACCUCUAACCCAUAUGGGGGGACGGGUGCUGAUGGAGUCGAUCUAAAUGAUACGAUAGAUAAAUACGGGGGUGGAAGUAUAGCAGAUGAUUUAAAUGCAGAUUUAGGUCAACGUGAACAACAACAACUACAACAAAUAGACGAAUUAAAUGCAACCGAUGACCAACGUACCCAGUAUGGUGCAGAUGAUAGAGCAAUGGCGUAUGAUAGUUAUCAAAACCAAUCUCAAGAACUAUAUAAUAAUGACUUAAAUGCAGAGGUCGAUACUGAUAGAGGUUACAAAACCUUCGAAGAAAUUCAACACGAAGAAGAACAACGUCAACAACAAGAGGAGGACGGUGCAGUUGAUGAAUUGAAACAACAAAUUAAAUUCACCAAACAGAGUUCGGUGGCAUCGACGAGAAACACUCUAAAGAUGGCCCAAGAAGCAGAAAUGUCUGGUAUGAAUACAUUGGGUCUGCUAGGUCAUCAAAGUGAAAAAUUGAAUAAUGUUGAAAGAAAUCUAGAUUUAAUGAAUAUUCAAAAUUCGAUUGCAGAUGAAAAAGUUACUGAAUUACAGAAAUUGAACCGUAGUUUAUGGGCAGUACAUGUCAGUAAUCCAUUCAAUUCUAAAAGACGUAAACAAGAACGUGAGGACAGAAUUAAGAAUCAAAAGAUUCAAGAACAAGCUAUGAUGAAUAAUACGAGCCAAGAAUUGAACGCAUCCCAGAAUAGAAUUGAAAAUGCUAUGGAUGACAAUGGAAGAAACAUUAGUGAUGUCAGAGAUCGUUAUGAGAGAAAGGAUAUCUUAGGUCGUGCACAGAAGUAUCAAUUCGAAAAUGAUGAAGAAGAUGAUGAAAUGGAGGUUGAAAUUGAUAGAAAUCUAGAUAAGAUUCAGCAGGUUAGUGGUCGUCUGAAAAAAUUGGCACUUGCUGCAGGUAAUGAAUUAGAGUCUCAACAGGACCGUAUUGGACGUAUUGAAGAUAAUACUGAUGAUUUGGAUAUUAAGAUUCAUGUCAACACUACCAAAUUAUCAACUAUCAAAUAA
Molecule: messenger RNA, 2562 nt
Organism: Maudiozyma barnettii
Lineage: Eukaryota; Fungi; Ascomycota; Saccharomycetes; Saccharomycetales; Saccharomycetaceae
Gene: SEC9
Product: Sec9p
Exons: 1
Coding region: 1-2562 (853 amino acids)
Biological process (GO): exocytosis; vesicle fusion
Cellular component (GO): plasma membrane; SNARE complex
Molecular function (GO): SNAP receptor activity; syntaxin binding
Source: RefSeq, a predicted model, not a curated record